Phytophthora infestans T30-4 is the source of this 558-nucleotide messenger RNA. RefSeq lists its product as uncharacterized. Lineage: Eukaryota; Oomycota; Peronosporomycetes; Peronosporales; Peronosporaceae. The transcript has 3 exons. The coding region runs from base 1 to 558 and encodes 185 amino acids. The record is from RefSeq and is a predicted model, not a curated record.
AUGACCUCUACUGCCACGCAUCCACGCGCUGCUUUGGCUGUCCUGACAGACACUGGGUUGUUGCUACACAUUACGAGCUUCCAAACAGGGCUGCCCUACCUCCUGCCUCGAUUUGCCAUUCGUCAACGAGAUCUGCACAUGCUCGAGGUGCUGCAGAGAGCUACACAGAAUCCAAGGCUUCAAAACCUACCACAGCUACAGUUCUAUGGGGUGCGUCGCUGCGCCAUUCAGUACAACAGCCUUCAACUUCUGAAAUGGCUACAUGCCACUCGGGACAAGUCUCCGACAAUGACCGAUGAGCCGAGACUGCUUGGGGUGGCGGUGACCUGCUACUUUGACAAUGUAGAGAUAAUGGAGUGGCUGCAUAGUGCUCCAGAAGGGCCACAUGAGGCCAUUGACAAGAUCACGGAAGUCGAAUUGUGCCAUGCAGCGGAUUUUGGCAACAUUCGAGCCAUCCGGUGGCUGCACGAACAUGGCUGCACAGUCUUCUCCCCACUCGUGAUGGAUACAGCUGCUACACAUGGAUGCUUGGAGCUGCUAUGCACGGCGCGGCGGUAA